Hypoxylon fragiforme is the source of this 282-nucleotide messenger RNA. RefSeq lists its product as uncharacterized. The record is from RefSeq and is a predicted model, not a curated record. The transcript has 2 exons. Bases 1 to 282 code for a protein of 93 amino acids. Lineage: Eukaryota; Fungi; Ascomycota; Sordariomycetes; Xylariales; Hypoxylaceae.
AUGGCUAACGACACCUCAUCCACCGGAGUCUUCCUUGGAAGCUGCCCAUCUAACCCACACAUGUCCUCUACCGCUACCACGACUGCCCAUGACGAAUCCCGACUACGAGACCAACGCCUAAGCACAGUGACACAGCAAUCGGGUACAGACCAUUUCACGGACAGGCUUGUAAGCCUGCCAGCUACGUACGAUCACGAAGCCACUAUGAGAUCAAGACUUGAUACUUUCUCAAGCCAGUUCGCCAGUGCCAGCACUGCUACCGGACGGGCCAAUGGCAAUUAA